UCAAAAACUCCAACUGAAGAAGAAAAGGAGCUGGAGCUGAAGAAGAGAUAAUAGAAGAAGAAGAAGAAGAGGAGGAGGAGGGAGACGAUAAAGAAAAAGCAGACACAAAGACAGUCGAUCAUGAUUCACUCAAAUCACUCCAUCCACUCAGUCUUCUGCUGCUGCUGCUGUGCAGUUCAGACCAGGGAGAUCAGCACCCGCAUGGAGCUGGAGGGGAGAACCUCCCUGUGUUUCCAGAGCAGACGACAGCCGGGUCACGCCUGCCGGGUCGACAGGUCGAGGAGGAAGCUCCCUCUUCCUCCUCCUGAGGAUGAGGAUGGUGAAGGAGCGGGGAUGCUGAACGUCGUCGCCAUGUAUGACUUCAGCGCCAAGGAGGACACUGACCUCACACUCAAGCAGGGGGAGGAGUACGUCAUCCUGCACAAACAGGACCAGCUGUGGUGGCGAGCGCAGGACAAACACGGGAACAAAGGCUUCAUCCCCAGUAACUACGUGACAGAGAAAAACAGAAUCGAGGCAAACUCGUGGUACUGUAAGAACAUCACCAGGUCAGAAGCUGAGCAGCUGCUGAGACAGGAGGACAAAGAGGGUGGGUUUGUGGUGCGGGAGUCCAGCGAGAAGGGAGUCUACACCGUCUCCGUUUACACCAAGACAUUAAGCACUAGCGGAGAUAUUAGGCAUUACCAGAUCAAACUCAGCGACACCGGACAAUUCUUUUUGGCUGAAAAACACACCUUCAACUCCAUACCGGAUGUCAUACACUACCAUGAACACAACGCGGCAGGUCUUGUGACGAGGUUGCGAUAUGCAGUGGGGCCAAUGGGAAGGUGUGUACCUGCUACAUCAGGAUUCAGCUCAGAAAAGUGGGAGCUCAACCCCAGCGAGCUGACCUUCAUGAAGGAGCUGGGCAGCGGGCAGUUCGGUCUGGUGAGGCUCGGCAAGUGGAGGUCUCAGCACAGAGUGGCCAUCAAGGCCAUCAGAGAGGGAGCCAUGUACGAGGAGGACUUCAUCGAGGAGGCCAAGGUCAUGAUGAGACUGUGCCACCCUAAACUGGUGCAGCUGUAUGGAGUCUGCUUGAAACAGCGCCCCCUGCUGAUCGUGGCCGAGUUCAUGGAGAACGGCUGCCUGCUGAACUUCCUGCGGCAGAAGGGUGGAGGUGUGAAGGAGGCGUGGCUUCUGUCCAUGUGCCAGGACGUCUGCGAGGGGAUGGAGUACCUGGAGUCUCAUAGUUUUAUCCACAGAGACCUGGCGGCCAGGAACUGUCUGGUUAACGAGCACAACGUGGUGAAGGUCAGCGACUUUGGGAUGACCAGGUACGUUCUAGACAACCAGUACACCAGCUCCAGCGGUGCCAAGUUCCCUGUGAAGUGGUCUCCUCCUGAGGUUCUCCACUACAGUAAAUACAGCAGCAAGUCUGACGUCUGGUCCUUCGGUGUGGUGAUGUGGGAGAUCUACUCGGAGGGUCGGACUCCGUUUGAAAACCGCUCCAACUUGGAAGUGGUUAAUGAUAUCACCAGAGGGAUCCGGCUGUACCGACCACACCGAGCCUCACAGCCGCUGUACGCCAUCAUGUACCGCUGCUGGCACGAGAAGCCUCAGGGUCGGCCGCCUUUCUCUGAGCUGCUGGAGGAAAUCAGGAAAUUGGCAGAAAAUCCAGAUUAACAGAUGCAUACACAAACACGUACCAUUGCUGACUUUCAAACUAUUUUUCACUGUUUUCAUAAAUGUACACAGAGUGUGAUUUGUUAUUGUAAAUAUUUAUUUUUUCAUUAAAAUAUUUUCAGAUAACUUG
Molecule: messenger RNA, 1792 nt
Organism: Seriola aureovittata
Lineage: Eukaryota; Metazoa; Chordata; Actinopteri; Carangiformes; Carangidae
Gene: txk
Product: TXK tyrosine kinase
Exons: 16
Coding region: 121-1662 (513 amino acids)
Biological process (GO): peptidyl-tyrosine autophosphorylation; T cell receptor signaling pathway; B cell receptor signaling pathway
Molecular function (GO): non-membrane spanning protein tyrosine kinase activity; protein binding; ATP binding
Source: RefSeq, a predicted model, not a curated record